Molecule: messenger RNA, 1066 nt
Organism: Nestor notabilis (Kea)
Lineage: Eukaryota; Metazoa; Chordata; Aves; Psittaciformes; Psittacidae
Product: LIM domain-containing protein 1-like
Exons: 7
Coding region: 44-610 (188 amino acids)
Biological process (GO): cytoskeleton organization; regulation of DNA-templated transcription; response to hypoxia
Cellular component (GO): adherens junction; transcription regulator complex; nucleus
Molecular function (GO): transcription corepressor activity
Source: RefSeq, a predicted model, not a curated record
GUGCAGCAAGGGGGUGUAUGGAGCAAACCAGGCUUGCCAGGCCAUGGGCAACCUCUACCACGAUGCCUGCUUCACAUGCGGAGCAUGCAGUCGAAAGCUGAGAGGAAAAGCUUUUUAUUUUGUCAAUGGCAAGGUCUUCUGUGAAGAAGAUUUCCUGUAUUCUGGUUUCCAGCAGUCAGCUGACAGAUGCUUCAUUUGUGGUCAUUUGAUAAUGGACAUGAUCCUGCAGGCUCUAGGGAAGUCAUAUCAUCCAGGCUGCUUCCGAUGUGUGGUCUGCAAUGAGUGUCUGGAUGGUGUGCCAUUCACUGUAGACUCUGAAAACAAAAUCUACUGUGUCAGAGAUUACCACAAAGUUUUAGCUCCAAAGUGUGCAGCAUGUGGACUUCCCAUUCUGCCCUCCGAGGGGUCUGAUGAGACCAUUCGGGUUGUGUCCAUGGACAAGGAUUAUCAUGUGGAAUGUUACCACUGCGAGGACUGUGGGAUGGAACUGAAUGAUGAGGACGGGCAUCGCUGUUACCCACUAGAUGAACACUUGCUUUGUCACUCCUGUCAUCUGAAACACAUAGAGAAUGGCACAACCCCAGCAGCUGCAUACCAGCACCACUACUAGCCUGCAUGGCUGACAUCAGAAAGCCAGGACAGAAGAUGGUUACAUGAUCUCCCUCUCCCCACCCUCAGUUGAUUUCCUGUGCAUGUUUUUCGCCAGUCAGAGAUGUUCCUGUAAAAGGAUAUGAGAGAUUUUUGCUGGAUUCCCAGGGGUUUUAUGCUUGUGAGUUCCAGCCGUGUCAAACCAGGUCCACUUGACCAAGAAUGUGACGUGUUACCUAAACUGGUUUACUUCUACAUGCCUUUUUCUGCUGUGAGGAGAUUCCUCUUGGCUCCUUGUGGAAGAUUCUUCAGUGAAAGCACAAUUUGCUGUGGUGCCUAUGAACUCAGAUGGUGCCAUGCACGAUUAAAAAGCCAGAGGCUGGUGUGUCUGCCUGCCUACCUGAUGGGGACAUCCCAUCAGUCUUACAUUCAGAGUUUCCUGAGAAGCACAUUUCAUCAGAUUCCCUGAAGGACAUCA